CUCACACCAGCAUACUCGUUCACGGACUAUCAGUCACCUGUAGGUCAGACUAUCAAUAAUGCCAUUAUAGACAUUGCAACACCACCUACCGCGGGGCUUACUUCAUUCAAUGUCUACGUCGCACUAUCGCAAGCUCGUGGCCAAUUGGACGGAUUUCGGUUGUUGACGAGAACUUGCUGA
This is a messenger RNA of Suillus clintonianus, 180 nucleotides long. RefSeq lists its product as uncharacterized. The record is from RefSeq and is a predicted model, not a curated record. NCBI's taxonomy places the organism in Eukaryota, Fungi, Basidiomycota, Agaricomycetes, Boletales, Suillaceae. The annotation marks the transcript as partial. The transcript has a single exon.